Oryzias latipes (Japanese medaka) is the source of this 1067-nucleotide messenger RNA. RefSeq names its product necdin-like 2 (gene ndnl2). Lineage: Eukaryota; Metazoa; Chordata; Actinopteri; Beloniformes; Adrianichthyidae. The record is from RefSeq and is a predicted model, not a curated record. Gene Ontology annotation, cellular component: nucleus.
CCUCCCACAUUUACACAGGAAGUAAACAUACGCAUUACGUCAUCAACACGCGCCAGUUGUUUUUGGCGGUUGGCUCUGAAUAAUUUUCGAGUGUGGUGUACCUUUAGUUUUGUUUGGACAGGCUUCUUCUUCUGGUCACAAUGACGCAAAGAAAACGGUCUUUCGGCUCUCAGAGCUUCUCUCAGAACAGAAGGCAGCCCAGCUCGUCUGGGACUCAGGAGGACAACGAGGAUUCGACGUUCACUCAGCCGAGCACGUCACAGGUCCAGAGAGGGCUGGAGAAGCUGACACCUGCACAAGUGGACCAGAAGACUUCAGAGGUGAUUCAAUACUUCCUGGUGAAGGACCAAAAGAAAGUUCCUGUGCGCCGAGCAGACCUUGUGAAACACGUGGUGAAGGACUACAGAAACAUCUAUCCUGAGAUCAUAAAGCGAGCAGCUCGGACCUUUGAGCAGGUGUUUGGUUUGAAACUGGUUGAAAUUGACCCCAAAAAUCACACAUAUAUAUUGAUCAAUAACCUGGAAGCCGCUGACAAACCUUCACCAGUCGAAUGCCCUGCAAAUCCCAAACUUGGUCUACUUUUCGUGAUUCUGGGUGUUACUUUCAUGAAGGGAGGUGUCGUCAGAGAAAAUGUCAUCUGGAACACACUAAAGAAACUGCGAGUUGACUCUGGAGAGAAGCACGAAGAGUUUGGAGACGUGAAGAGACUCGUCACAGAGGAGUUUGUGCGUCAAAGGUAUCUGGAGUAUGUGCGGAUUCCUCACACUGAGCCCAUGGAGCAUGAAUUCCGCUGGGGUCAGCGGGCGGACAUGGAGGUGUCCAAAGCCAAGAUUCUGGAGUUCAUGGGCCAGCUUCAUGAGCAGGAGCCUCAGAGCUGGACUCAGCUGUACAGAGAGGCUCAGGCCAGCAGCAGCAGCCAGAGAUGACUGCCAUCGCAAUGCUUUUAUUUAUUUUGGAAGCGGUCUGUGCCUUUUUCUAUUGCAUUAUUGUUAUGAAUGCCAGGUUUCUCUGUAUCUUUUCAUACAUUUUAUUAAAAAAAAUAAAUCUGUUCAAGCUAUGUGACAGCC